AUGGAGGGCUCAUUCCUCAAAAGCAAAGGUCCGUCAGGGAAGAUAAUUAUAAACCGGUCGAUGGGUCUGAUGUCCAACUCUUCUCAGUUCACUCUUGGAGGAAAGCCAUUUCGUAUUCUGGGAGGCUCUUUGCACUACUUCCGGCUGCCCAGAGCCUACUGGAGGGAUCGGAUGGUGAAAAUGAAAGCCUGUGGUCUCAACACUGUCACCGUUGACGUUCCCUGGUCUCUCCAUCAGCCGCAGAAAGAAGAAUUUCACUUCCAAGGAGGUCUUGAUUUAGAAGCUUUCCUUCAGCUGGCUGCAGAUGUGGGACUCUGGGUGAUUUUGCGGCCUGGACCGUACAUCGGCUCAGAUCUUGACCUUGGAGGAUUGCCCAGCUGGCUUUUGCGUGACCGAGAGAUGAUGCUGAGAACCACUUACCCAGGAUUCAUAGCAGCUGUGAAUGUGUACUUUGACAAGCUCAUUCCCAAAGUGGUGCCUUUACAGUUUAAGAAAGGUGGACCCAUCAUUGCCGUCCAAGUGGAGAACAAAUAUGGAUCACAUGCAAGAGAUGGAAACUACAUGUCAUUUAUCAAAGAAGCUCUUCGGGAAAGAGGAAUCAGUGAAGCUCUUCUAACAUCAGACGAUCAUGAAGGUCUCAAACAUGGUGGAGUCAAAGGAGCUUUAAGAACUCUUAAUCUACAGAAAAUGAAACAUGAUCAUAUCAAAUAUCUGGAAGCAGUGCAGCCAAACAGUCCUGUGCUGGUGAUGGAGCUCUGGACGGGCCGCUGUGAUGGAUGGGGUGGUUUACAUCAUAGUUUUGCUGCAGAGGACCUGGUUUCUGUGGUCCGAGAGAUGCUGAGGCGAGGAAUGUCCAUCAACCUCUACAUGUUCUACGGAGGGACAAACUUUGGCUUCAUGAAUGGAGCGUUGGCCAAUCCGUCUUACAAAGCUCUGGUCACCAGCUAUGAUUAUGAUGCUCCUCUGUCAGAAGCAGGAGAUUAUACACCAAAGUACCAUCUUCUCCGAGAUCUCCUCAGCAAUUUCAACAAAGAAAUCCUCCCGGAGAUGCCAGGUCUGCGCUGGAAAGAACAAUAUGAGGCUGCUAUAUUAUUCCAGCAUCUUUCACUAUGGGAUGCCUUGCCAUUCACACAUGAGCCUUUUAGAGCUCAAUUCCCUGUUCAUAUGGAGAGUCUGCCGAUCAAUAAUGGAAAUGGUCAGGCAUACGGAUACACGCUUUAUGAGACCAGCAUCACCAGAGGAGGCUCUUUAAAAUCAGGAGGAAACAUCCAAGACAGAGCUCUGGUUUUUGUGAAUCAAAGUUUCAUCGGCAGUUUUCACCACAGGAAUUUGGAAUUAGCUGUUCCUGAUGGAAAGGGUAAACGCACUCUGAGUCUUCUAGUGGAGAAUUGUGGCCGUGUGCAUUCUGGUAAAGAAAUGGAUAACCAGCGCAAAGGUAUUGUUGGGGACAUUUUAUUAAAUCGUAAGCCACUUAGAGACUUCACAAUAUAUAGUCUGGAUAUGACUCCAGCCUUUAUUAACAGCUUGUACAGGGCGAACUGGAAGACUGUCCCUAGCAAACCGAGCUUCCCAGGCUUUUUCCAGGGCAGGUUAUUUGUGAAUGGAUAUCCCAGCGACACUUUCGUGAAGCUUCCGGGUUGGAGUAAAGGUGUGGUGUUUAUUAACGGGCAAAACAUUGGCAGAUAUUGGGAUGCUGGACCACAGCAAGCUCUGUUUCUACCAGGACCCUUCCUUAACAGUGGAAUGAACCAAGUGAUUUUGUUCGAAGAAGCAGAAGCGGAUUUAAAAAUACAAUUCGAAGAUUCUGCUGAUCUGGGAAUGACGGUUGACAUUUAAUGAACAGUGUUGCCAGAUUGGGCUGUUUCCUACCCAUUUGUGCGGUUUUGAAUUCGAUUCUGCAGGUAAAAUAUGGCAUAGGUGGGUUGAAAAGCGGUUUUGAAACGUAACUUUUAUAUGCAACUUAUUCAACAAAACAUAACUGUGUGCUCCAACUCCAUUCAGUUAGUAGUGACCAGUGCAGAGCGUUAACUGCGUAGGCUCACCCGCAAGAGGGGGUGGAGGAAAGUUGUAUCAAAACAUGACUCCCCGGGGAAAUCUGACUCCCCCUCGUGUGCACAUACAUCCAGCCUGAUCUCACGAGAAAACGUAAGUAUUUUACGUUUUGUCAAUUUAGUGGCUAAUUCGUACGAAUUCGUACGAGUUCAGUCGUACGAAAUUGUACGAUUUAGAAAGGAGGCGUGGCACCUUACCCCACCCCAAAACCCAACCGUCAUUGGGGGAUGAGCAAAUCGUACUAAAUAUCGUACGAAUUAGAUCGUACGAAUUUAUACGAAUUAGCUACUAAAGCAAAAAGUUACGAAUUGCCCUGAGAUUGUGUUGCAUACAUCACACAGCGCCUGCAAUUAAACUCACAGCGGAUUUUAUUAUGACAUUUUUACCAAUCGUUUUUUCCGCAAUUGACAGCAAGAACAAACGUAGUUAAUUAACAAGCAGCACCUAAUUAUGUUCAAAAGAAUUUAAAACACCAAGCAGGACGAAUUUAUACCCCAUUUUGAAAGUAAAACUUCCUUUAACAGGUGUGAUCUACACAACAUUAAGUGCAUUGCGUGUGUGAGAGGGGCGCAGUGUUCUGAUGUAAUGCGGUUAUGUUGCGGCUCUGUGACUGCUGAUGCUGGUUGCUGUAUGGUUAACAAAAGUAACUAGGUUAAUUUAGAUUUGAAUAAAUUACAAUUAAAUAAAACAUUUUAAUAUUUUGUGCAUUUUUUGGGCAUUUUGGUAUGUUUUGGACAGCUUUUGGGCUGAAAAAAGUCAGCUACAUCUGGCAACACUGUUAAUGAACACAUUGCAAAUCAUGUUAUACAGGCACAGGACUGUACAAUCGCAGACAUAAACUCUAUCAAAGUGGCCAUAAAAGAAACACAACAAUAAAAUUAAUGUCACAGAUAAAUUAUUAAAUCAUUCAUAGCAAAUUUGUAUUAAUAACAUGGCUUCGCAUUCCAUGAUUUUUUAAAACAUUUUUAAGACAAAGUGCAGUCUAGCGGUGGACUGUGUGUGUAGUUUUGCAUUCAAAUGCUCAUUUUAACAGUAGCGAGUGUGUUUGCGUUUGUUAGCAUUGUAUUGUUUUGAUUGUCUCUCAUACUGUUUCUUGCUGAAAGUAGUGGUCGAGGUACAUUUUGAUAUGAAAACUUGACAGUUGUUAGCUGUUUAUGCUAAUAUUAGUGUCUCUGCUGUAGAUACCAGCAUUAUUAUUUUGU
Messenger RNA from Danio aesculapii, 3254 nucleotides. RefSeq names its product beta-galactosidase-1-like protein 2. NCBI's taxonomy places the organism in Eukaryota, Metazoa, Chordata, Actinopteri, Cypriniformes, Danionidae. Gene Ontology annotation, biological process: carbohydrate metabolic process. Gene Ontology annotation, cellular component: vacuole. The coding region runs from base 1 to 1836 and encodes 611 amino acids. Gene Ontology annotation, molecular function: beta-galactosidase activity. The transcript has 19 exons. The record is from RefSeq and is a predicted model, not a curated record.